AUGGCGCCCGUGCAAAUCCGGUCAGACAGCGGCAUUAAUGUUGUAGGUGCAGACGAAGGGAAGAUGUCAAUUUCCAUUGAUUUUGGAACAACAUUCUCUGGAGUGGCUUACGGCUCGUCAAGGAUUUCUGGUGGACAGAUUCAACAGAUACUCACCUGGCCUGGUUCAGUGGAAACAUAUAGAAAAAUCCCAACUUGUUUGCUGUAUGAUGAAGGAGGCCAGAUUCUUGCUUGGGGACUUGAAGCAAAACAUACAGCUUUACCCAACACCUACCGUUGCGAAUGGUUUAAACUCUUUCUGGAACCUCGAGCACUUCGUGAUGAUUCGGCAAUCGAUCCUCGUCUUCCCCAACUGCCGCCUGGAAAACGUGCUUUCGACCUCAUUGUCGAUUUCUUAAGCUGUCUUUGGGAAUACGCGAAAGAGCAAAUCACUCGAGAAAUCGGUGCUGUCGCAGAUCUGGCUUCUGCUGACGUUUGGUUGACUGUCCCCGCGGCCUGGGAUGCUAAGGGUUGUGACCUAAUGAGAGAAGCUGCUAUUCAUGCUGGACUCGUUCAUAGCUCAAGAGCAGGCGACACGCAAUGGCGAAACCGGCUUCAUAUCAUCACCGAGCCCGAAGCUGCCGCUGUUCAUUGCGCUCAUCUUACAGAUCUUCACCAUCUACAACCCUCACAGAAUUUCGUUGUUUGUGAUGCUGGCGGCGGAACCGUCGAUCUUGCUGUCUACAAGAUUAUUGGACAAAUGGAGAAUUUGGAAAUCGCAGAAAUCGCAGCCCGCUCGGGGUCUAACACCGGAAGUCUCUUCUUGGACCUAAGAUUUCGCGAGCUGGUAAAAACACUUUUGGCUGAUCAUCCAGCGCAUCUUGAUCCUGCGUCACUAGCAUAUUUUAUGCAUUCGUUCAGUGAAACGGAAAAGUUAGAUUACGCCGGUACCCAAGAUGACGACAACAUGUUCCAUUUCACCUGUUUUAAUGUUGAGGACCCAGACGAUCCGACGGUUGGAUUAAUGGAUGGGCAAUUGUCUAUCCCCGGUGCAUUAAUGCGACGCGAAGUAUUUGAUCCGGUCGUAGAGCAGGCUAUUGUCUUGAUUGAGGACCAACUUUCAAAGGUCGAUCAAAGGGUUGAUGCCCUCCUUCUUGUGGGCGGCUUCGCCGGGAGUGAAUAUCUCAAGCAACGCGUCGAGGAGCAAUUCGGGUCUCGAAUUCGGGUCAUCGCGCGGCCUGCUGAUGCCGAUACUGCAACUCUACGUGGCGCUGCGAGAUAUGGAUUGGCCCGACGCCCAUUAGUUGCUAGUGUCAUUGCUCCUCGCUCGUAUAUAAUGAAGGCGAGAAGGCAUUAUGUCAAGCUUCCAGCCGAACAAGAAGAUUGGCACAAGCGUCCUGCUUACAUUCGAAACAACGAUGCAGGUUAUCCCAUCUGUGAAAACAGGCGUUAUCUUGUACAAAAAGGUGCGAUAAUUAGGAAGGGGCAAAGGCUAACCACGAAAUUCUGUAAAUUUUCGCAGUCGGUCCAAGAUUCAUCUUUCGUAGCAGUCUUGUACACUAGCGAAUCAGAUAAAAUAAUGAGGUACAAUGACGAAGGAGAAACAACCGAAUUGUGUAAAUGGACGGUUGAUCUUUCUUCGCUUCCGGCCUUUCAGCAGAAUGCAUUAAUGGGCCAAUCGAGUGGAUUCUAUACCGAAUUCGAAAUUGGCUUGGAAUUGGAUAGUGCUGAAGUGCGAGGGAUUCUUUUGUAUAACAAUCAGGAAUGGGGCCGGUCAGUACUUUCUUCCAUAUUGUUAAACCAAGCUGAACACCAUCUUCAGAGUCACUUUUGA
Messenger RNA from Lentinula edodes (shiitake mushroom), 1812 nucleotides. Its product is annotated as actin-like ATPase domain-containing protein. Lineage: Eukaryota; Fungi; Basidiomycota; Agaricomycetes; Agaricales; Omphalotaceae. The coding region runs from base 1 to 1812 and encodes 603 amino acids. The record is from RefSeq and is a predicted model, not a curated record. The transcript is spliced from 21 exons.